This is a messenger RNA of Durio zibethinus, 1532 nucleotides long. RefSeq names its product transcription factor BHLH094-like. Gene Ontology annotation, cellular component: nucleus. Gene Ontology annotation, molecular function: protein dimerization activity; DNA-binding transcription factor activity. The record is from RefSeq and is a predicted model, not a curated record. Gene Ontology annotation, biological process: regulation of DNA-templated transcription. Lineage: Eukaryota; Viridiplantae; Streptophyta; Magnoliopsida; Malvales; Malvaceae.
AUUCUGACCGUUGACUUAAAGAUAUGGAGUGAUCUGAUUGUGGAGAAGUGAGGUGGAGCUGCACGUGAGAAAGAGGAGGGUUUUUGAAGCAUGAAAAAUGGACACCCACCGAGAAAACCUCACUGGAAGUGUCUUGUUCGCAACUCCCGAGGUCGUUUUCUCUCACAAAACAGAAACACGUGAAAAACACAAGUAAGGAGAAUAGAUGAUAAACUAAAAACAAAGAACGAAGCUCGUCGAAAGUAGGAAACACAGUUGCGAACCAAUCUCCACUGUCUAAGGAGAUCAGCGCACUACAGACAAAAAAAAAAAAAAAACUCAUCAUCUCUCGCUUUCUGCUCACCUUCCUCGUAUAUAAAAAGAAAAAGAAAAAGCCAGCCACCCUUAUUAACAAUCAACAAUAAUUUAAAAAAGUUUACAUUUUUCCCUUUUUUUUUGGGUUUUUUAUGUGAAAUUUGAGGGUGAGUUUUAUUUUAUGGAUCCACCAGCUAUGAUGAGUGAUGGGGGGUACAAUCUUCCGGAGAUCUGGCAGAAUCCAGUGAGUGAAUCUGGGAUAAGGAGGGGUCAGGUUGGACCUGGAUUGGGUCAGUUCGGGGACCCUAAUCGAGAGGUUUCAGGUAAUUAUCCGGUUAGCUUGGAGCAGCAGCAGAGAGGGGGUGGUAUUAGGAGAAUGCGUGAUGAGGAAGAUGAGGCAGCUAAAGUUGUCUCCACUAGUAGUGGCAAUACCAUGAACGAUGAUGAUGAGAAGAGACUUAAAGCGUCAGGAAGUAGAGAUGAGAAUCAUGAUUCUAAAGCUGAAGCAGAACCUAGUUCAGGCAAGCCUGUGGAACAAAAAGCUCAACCACCAGAGCCACCUAAACAAGAUUACAUCCAUGUGCGAGCAAGAAGAGGUCAAGCUACUGAUAGUCACAGUUUAGCAGAAAGGGCUAGGAGAGAAAAGAUUAGUGAAAGAAUGAAAAUUCUUCAGGAUCUGGUUCCUGGUUGCAAUAAGGUUAUUGGCAAAGCCCUUGUCCUUGAUGAGAUAAUUAAUUACAUUCAAUCACUACAGCGUCAGGUCAAGUUCUUGUCAAUGAAGCUUGAAGCAGUCAAUUCAAGAAUGAUCCCUGCCAUUGAAGUAUUUCCUCCUAAAGAUUAUGGCCAACAAGCUUAUGAUGCUACUGGUAUGGCAUUUGGUUCACAAGAGACAAGCGAAUACAGUCAUGGUACAUCACCAGAGUGGUUGCAUAUUGGCGGUGGUUUUGAAAGAACAUAAUCUAGAAAAUCCCUUGUCAAUUAGUGAUAAGAGCAUUAAUUUGCAAUGCUCCCUCCUUCAGUCGUCGCCAAAAAAGUAUACUGUAUCAUGUUAAACCAAAGAGACACUAUAUUUGGUUUCUCAGCACGAGUCAUGGAGCCACUAUCGCUGUCUAAAAGAAUGCUAAAUCUAGUACCCGAACAUCUUCAUUGUUUUGUUUCGGAAUGUGUUCUUUUACUCCAUAUAUCAACUGUUAGCCUUAACAGUCAUCUUUGUACAAAUACCUGAACAGAAUCUCCUA